AUGCCAGUUGAAGCAGUUGAUCUAUUUCUACAGAUGGACAGUUGUGAAAAAGAGCCUGAUGCAGUCACAAUUGCCCUAUUACUUGGUAGCCGUCUUCAUCGAUAUGUUAAUAUGAAGAAAUUUCGGUCAAUAUUAUUGGAAAAUGCUUUAUUAGAUAUCCAUGUUGGAUUGCUCGAGGAGGGGAAGUACUACUUUAAGUUGAUGAUUUACAAGUAUCAAAUAGUUCCAGGGCUAAAACUAUUCGUGCAUGUUCGAGGAGUUGAGGAAGAGUUGGAUGUAUUUGUAAGAAAAAUGAAAGAGAUUGAUUCAGCUCUCCAUGAUGUAGAGGAGGAAGACAAGGAGUGUCAACUAGUUAUUCAUAGUGAAAAGCUUGCAAUUGUUUGUGAAAUUAUGAAUUCAGAACUCAGAAUUACAAAGAAUCUUCGCGUUUGUGGGGACUGUCAUACUGUAGCGAAACUGAUAACCUAA
Messenger RNA from Cannabis sativa, 468 nucleotides. Its product is annotated as putative pentatricopeptide repeat-containing protein At3g49142. The coding region runs from base 1 to 468 and encodes 155 amino acids. The record is from RefSeq and is a predicted model, not a curated record. The transcript is spliced from 3 exons. Gene Ontology annotation, molecular function: zinc ion binding. NCBI's taxonomy places the organism in Eukaryota, Viridiplantae, Streptophyta, Magnoliopsida, Rosales, Cannabaceae.